Mugil cephalus (flathead mullet) is the source of this 3378-nucleotide messenger RNA. RefSeq lists its product as uncharacterized. Gene Ontology annotation, molecular function: GTP binding. Bases 222 to 1829 code for a protein of 535 amino acids. The transcript is spliced from 3 exons. Lineage: Eukaryota; Metazoa; Chordata; Actinopteri; Mugiliformes; Mugilidae. The record is from RefSeq and is a predicted model, not a curated record.
AGGAAAUACUGUCAACUCUGUAGACGUCUUUUAAUGAUAACAUCAUUAAAAUAUGUUCAACAACAUUACAAUGAAACAGCUGCAGAAUGAGUGGAUAUUCUAUUAAUAGAAGUGGAGGACAAUAAAAUGAGGAAUUGAUUCACUGUUCUCAACCAGACCACCUCACUGUGAGGAGACUUCCACCAGUUCAUCACUCAUCCAUUCACCACUUCAUCGUCAACAUGUUCAGCAUCUCAUCAAAAUAUCAAGACAUCAUCUCCAGAAGUAUUCUGAUUCGUUCAGGAUCUCCUUCUGUCUACCAGCUGAAACCAAAAGAAGAGAAGAUUGGAACUCUGACAAGAAUAACUGUUGGUAAAAAAAAUCUGAACAAGACCAAUAGAACCAUCUUACUGGUUGGAGAAUCAGGAGCAGGAAAAUCUACUCUGAUCAACUCAAUGGUCAACUACACCAUGGGAGUGAAGUUUAAGGAUGAAAUCUGGUUUCAGAUCACAGAGGAUGAUAAAAGUCAGUCAGAAAGUCAGACAUCAGAUGUGAUCGUGUACCAGAUCUUUGGUUUUGAAGGUAAAAUUCUGCCCUACUCUCUGACCAUCAUCGAUACUCCUGGAUAUGGAGACACCAGAGGAAUUGAACUUGAUCUCAUCAUCCGUCAGAGAUUAUUGGACUUGUUUAGUUCAGAGGAUGGAGUUCAUGAAGUUAAUGCAGUGGGUCUGGUGGUGAAGGCCAGUGAUAAUCGACUCAGUGAUCGACUGAUGUAUAUCUUUAAUUCAGUGGUGUCUCUGUUUGGAAAAAACCUGGAGAAAAACAUUGUCGCUCUCAUCACACACUCAGAUGGAAGAAAACCUGUAAAUGCUCUUCAAGCUCUUGAAGCUGCAAAAAUUAAAUGUGCCAAAAAUGAGAAGAAUCAACCUAUUUACUUCCUGUUUGACAACCAACAGAACAGACAGAGGAACAAUGACACAGAAAGUAAAGCUGUCUUGAAACAUUCAUGGGACAUUUCCAAAGAUGGAAUGUUUCACUUCACUUCCUUCUUGGAAAGAUCUGCUCCUCAGAAAGUGGAAAAAACUGUGGAUGUUCUGAAUGAACGUGUCAGACUGACAGCCUGCAUCCAAAACCUGGAAGAGAGAAUCAAACUGACUGAACUGAAACAGAAUGAGAUGAAACAGACUCAAGAAGCUCUGAAGAAACAUCAAGAAGAGAUGAAGAACAAUGAAACGUUUACUGUAGAAGUUGAUGAGGUCUACAAAGAAAAAGAAGCUAUUGAUGGUGGGAUGUGGGGGUUGGUGUUUUAUAAAGGAGCUGUCUGUUGUAAAGUGUGUGAGGAGAACUGUCACUAUCCUGGAUGCACACUCGCCUGGUAUCCUGAACACUGUGAGGUCAUUAAAGGAGGUCACUGUACUGUUUGUACCAACAAGUGUCCUGUAACAGAUCAUGUGAAAGAAAAGUGGAAAUACGUGACCAAGACGAGAAAAGUUCAGAAAACUGAAGAAGAAAUGAAACAGAAGUUUGAGAAGAAUAAAUCAGAAAGUGAGAAGAAGUUGAGUCUUUUGGAAAAUCUUGAGAAAGAAAUGAACCAACUGAGAACAGAGAAGUCCCAGCUCCUGGAUGAGGCCUACCAACAUGUUGUCAAGCUGGAGCAGAUCGCCCUGAAUGUUGAUUCAGUGUCCACUCAUGUCCACUUGGACUUCCUGAUUGAGAAGAUGAAGGAGAGAGGAGACAGAGAGAAGGUCCAGAAACUGGAGGAGAUGAAAAACAGAGUGGAUGAAGGAACCACAGCUGGUGUACAGUAUGUGUGGGGUAAACUCAUGGGAAUUGGGAAAAAUGUAAAAUAAUGAUUGAUGUAAAUCAGCAACAUAAGCAUUGGACAGUUCUUAACCCAGUUUUAGUAGUUCCUGCUUCAGUCUCCUUAGAUGUUUCCUAUGCUUGAUGCAGCCAAUGAUUUGAACCUUCCCAACAGACUAACAUCUUCACCACCACCACGGGGUGUGUCUUUUCACAUGGGUGUUGAAGAAAUGUGAAACUAGUUUUUACAUCAGUUGGUCUUAAACAACUUGUUGAACACCAGCUGAAAGCUAAUCACCAUGAACUAAUUAUCCACCAGGAGGCUCUGAACUAUUAGCUCAGUCAGAUCCAGACUUUACUGGCUGGGCAGGGAAUUAGUGGUGUUAUCAGUUGUCAGUAAAAUGUAGUUCAUGUAUCAGCAGUAAAAGUAUUCCAUGAGGAAAAUGUUGUAUCAGUGUGAUAUGAUUGUGUCUCCUAUUCCUGGCUUGUUGUUGUCAUUCUAAUCAGUUUGUACAGAGGAUGUUACUCACACUGAACUCAGACACAGUGGAGAAAUCUUCUGCUGAGCUGGAGCUCCAUCCAACUUUCACACUUGAGUGUUUUUGAAGAGAACAGUCCUGAAAUCUAAUGUUCUUUGAUUUGAUUCAUACCUUGGAUUCUUCAUGUGUUCAUGCUGGAAUGACUAGUUGGAAUAUUUCACAUGACUCAGUGGAAACAUUUGGAUCAAAGGCAUUUUAAUUAAGCUGAUUUGACAUAAAAGAAAUAGUCCCUGAGAUUCCUGACAGGAGCUCUGUUAAUCUGCUGUGGGUCCUAUUGGCUCAACUGACCAAUCGUGGUCGAUUGGAUGGGACACCAAUAUGUAAGCAUGGACUACCUGGCACUCAUGGGGACAGCAUUAGGGUGUACUGAUGUUCGUCCGGUUGCCUAUGCUCCUUUAAUUUAUCUAGCAGAUUUACAGAUUUUGUUCCACAAACCGAAGGGUUGAUGGUUCGAUCUCUGGAAUGUGCCAUGUGCUGAGUGUGUCCUUGAACAAGACACUGAACCCCAGUUGCUCCCAGUGCAACUGGCACUGGUGUGUGAAUGUGUGUGUGCUUGUGUGAAAAGGUGGAUGUGUCUCUGACUGUAAAAGCACUUUGAGUAGGUAGAAAAGUGCUAUAUAAAAGGAAGACCAUUUUCUCUCAUUUUGAUUUUCUCAGUUUUUUUUUCUUCUUAUUGGUUGUAUACAAAGAGCUCAGAAAGUUGCUGUAUCGUAUAGAUUUAUUUCUUUUUGUCACCUUAGAUAGUUGAGCUACAUUGAACUCCUUACGUUUUACAUUUCCAGACUAGAAUUUCAGACUAAUAAGUAGUGUUUUAGUUUAAAAACUGUGUUACUAAUUUACUGUAACUGUGUUACUUACUACUAAACAAUCUUUGUCUGUCCUCACUAUGAAAUACGGACACAUGGUAUAGACCAUGUGUCAAAGGGAGGGAUGCUACUAGAGAUACAGAUAACUACUAGUUCACUUACGGGUUCUGUAAUUUUAUUCAAAAUGAAAAGUGAGAGCUGUUAACCCAUUAGUUUCAAGAGCAGUAAAUAAACAUUUACCCUUUUUGCAAUGA